CGCGACGAGAGCUGGCGGUUGCCAUGGCGAUGCGGGAGCUGGUGGAGGCCGAAUUCGGGCGUGCCAACCCACUCAUGAAGCUGGCCGGGCACUUCACCCAGGACAAGGCCCUUCGGCAGGAGGGGCUGAGGCCCGGUCCCUGGCCACCGGGGACCCCAGCCUCCGAGGUGGUCCCUAAGCCUUUGGGGGUAGCCUCUGAAGAUGAGUUGGUGGCCGAAUUCCUCCAGGACCAGAAUGAACCACUUAUAUUGCGUGCCCCUCAGACCUUCAAGAUGGAUGACCUCCUGGCAGAGAUGCAGGAGAUUGAACAGUCAAGUUUCCGCCAGGCACCCCAGAGAGCCCCUGGGGUGGCAGACUUGGCCUUGUCUGAGAACUGGGCCCAGGAGUCUCUUGCAGCUGGAGAUGCUGUGGAUGUAACGCAGGAUUAUAAUGAGACGGACUGGUCCCAAGAAUUCAUCUCUGAAGUUACAGACCCUUUGUCUGUGUCUCCUGCCCGCUGGGCUGAGGAAUAUCUGGAACAGUCAGAGGAGAAGUUGUGGCUGGGAGAGCCCGAGGGAACGACUGCCAGUGAUCACUGGUAUAAUGAUUAUCAUCCUGAGGAUGAUCUACAGCAUACUGCCAGUGACUUUGUGGCCAAAGUGGAUGACCCCAAAUUGGCUAACUCUGAGUUCCUGAAAUUCGUGCGGCAGAUUGGCGAGGGGCAGGUGUCCCUGGAGUCCGGUGCAGGGUCGGGCCGAGCUCAGGCAGAACAGUGGGCAGCAGAGUUUGUACAGCAGCAGGGUACAUCAGAUGCCUGGAUUGACGAGUUCACAAGACCAGGGAACACAUCUGCCCUUGAUAUGGAGUUUGAACGAGCCAAAUCAGCUAUAGAGUCUGAUGUCGAUUUCUGGGACAAGUUGCAGGCAGAGUUGGAGGAGAUGGCGAAACGGGAUGCUGAGGUUCACCCCUGGCUUUCUGACUAUGAUGACAUCAUGACUGCUUCCUAUGAUAAGGGGUACCAGUUUGAGGAGGAGAACCCCCUGCGUGACCACCCCCAGCCUUUCGAGGAAGGGCUGCGGCGACUUCAGGAUGGGGACCUGCCGAAUGCUGUGCUGCUUUUUGAGGCGGCUGUGCAGCAGGAUCCUAAGCACAUGGAAGCUUGGCAGUAUCUGGGUACCACACAGGCAGAGAAUGAACAAGAACUAUUAGCCAUCAGCGCACUACGGAAGUGUUUGGAGCUAAAGCCAGAUAACCAGACAGCAUUGAUGGCACUGGCUGUCAGCUUCACCAAUGAGUCCCUGCAGCGACAGGCCUGUGAAACCCUGCGAGACUGGCUGCACUAUACACCAGCCUAUGCCCAUCUGGUGGUGCCCAGGGAAGAAGGGGCCAGUGGCGCAGGACUGGGCCCAAGCAAGCGCAUCCUGGGAUCUCUGUUGUCUGACUCCCUGUUUCUUGAAGUGAAAGAGCUCUUCCUGGCAGCUGUGCGCCUGGACCCUACAAACGUUGACCCUGAUGUGCAGUGUGGGUUAGGGGUCCUUUUCAACCUGAGUGGGGAGUAUGACAAGGCAGUGGACUGUUUCACAGCUGCCCUCAGCGUUCGUCCCAAUGACUAUUUGCUGUGGAAUAAACUAGGGGCCACCCUAGCCAAUGGAAACCAGAGUGAAGAAGCAGUAGCUGCAUACCUUCGGGCCCUAGAGCUACAACCAGGCUAUAUACGGUCCCGCUAUAACCUGGGCAUCAGCUGCAUCAACCUUGGGGCUCAUCGGGAGGCUGUGGAACACUUUUUGGAGGCCUUGAACAUGCAGAGGAAAAGCCGGGGCCCUCGGGGUGAAGGGGGCGCCAUGUCAGAGAACAUCUGGAGCACCCUGCGUUCGGCAUUGUCCAUGUUAGGCCAGAGCGAUGCCUAUGGGGCGGCUGAUGCCCGGGAUCUGUCCGCCCUCUUAACUAUGUUUGGCCUGCCCCAGUGACAGUGGGAUGGGCUGCCCUGUGAGUGUCUGUCUGGAGGGGUCCCCGCUCUGCAUGUGACUCCCUCUCCCCAAAUGGGCCUACCAAGGGGGUGGGCUGAUGAUCAUAUGCGGUACGGCCUCUCAGGAGUGGCCUCAAUGUAGGGGUGGGUAGUCUUUGUUCUAGUUCCUACAUAAUUGUAGGAAAAUGAGCUGUAUCUCUUGAGUCCCUUGGUAAUUCAAGGGUGCACACCUGGCUACAGAUCUCUGCAUAUCAUGCCCUUUCUUGGUGCUGCUUUUUGGGUAGGACCCAGAGAUAAUAGGGUAACUGUUGUCAUCAGCUGCCAUUUCUCAUAGGGUCUACCACAUUUGUAAUGUCUGUCCCCCCCGCCCUACUUUUACUAGGAAUUGCGAAUAGUACAGCUUCCUUGGGCAGUUAUGUGUAGGCCAUUCUUCUGCCAUGCACCUCUGUGAUGACCAUAUCUAGGGCGGGAUGGCAGGAGUUGGCCUGUUGGACU
Myotis lucifugus (little brown bat) is the source of this 2440-nucleotide messenger RNA. RefSeq names its product peroxisomal targeting signal 1 receptor-like. Gene Ontology annotation, biological process: protein import into peroxisome matrix, docking. NCBI's taxonomy places the organism in Eukaryota, Metazoa, Chordata, Mammalia, Chiroptera, Vespertilionidae. The transcript has a single exon. Bases 24 to 1946 code for a protein of 640 amino acids. Gene Ontology annotation, cellular component: peroxisomal membrane; cytosol. The record is from RefSeq and is a predicted model, not a curated record. Gene Ontology annotation, molecular function: protein binding.